AUGCUCCUCCGAUAUUAUACUUGUCUAUGGGCUGUUCUCAUACCUAUUGCCCCAGCUGCACCCUUUUCCAACCCCAAAGCGACCCAGUUUCUCUCCCCGGUCAAUCAACACAAUGCGAUCCAUCCCCUCCAUCAGUUGGACUCUCGUCAGUGGUUCGGCAGCAGUGAACAUUCUGGAAAGAAGAUUGGCCGCGGCAAAUAUGAAUUCGGCAAGAAAUACCAAAACGUCCUGCAACUCAGAAGCCAAAUGGAUGUUAGAGGAAAUCACGACAUUUUCGAUGCAAGCCUUGACAACAAGCUCACAAACAAAAGGACCCCUCGAGUUGCAGUCAAAACCUCGGAUUCCCAGGAAAUGAUCAAUCGCGCCAAGCUUGUGGAUUUGGUCGAUCCUGUUUAUGUUGUCAAACCAAUCGAUUACUUCAAGGUCCAGAGCCAGUACUUCAUGAUUAUGCCUUACCUUGACCAGACCUUUCGGGAUUACAUAUACUGCCACGGGAGAGGUGGCUCUCGGGUAGUUCUAUUCCUGGGCCAAUUGAUCGAGGGGUUAGCCGCAAUGCAUCGCCGGGGCGUGAAACAUCGCGAUAUCAAGCUCGAUAAUGCCAUGCUGGACGGCGACAGAGCCAAAUGGAUUGAUUUCGAUGAGAGCACAAAGGAUCCUACGUCCACCCAACGCAUCGGAACACCGGGGUAUAUACCACCAGAACAGAUGGAGGGGUUGAGCUAUGACGCCCUUAUGGGUUUGAACCCUUUCGCGUCACAUACCCUCGAUGACCCCAAUACCCUCCAUAGCCGAGUCUCUACAUCCGCAGGGGACAUAUAUUCUAUAGGGAUGAUGAUUCUCUAUUCGCUACUCGUUCCUGAUACCUAUUUAUGGUUCUGGGAGGCAUCGGCGAAGUGGGAUACGAGGCAAACGGCUUUCAACAAACUUGCUAAAAAUGAGGAUUUAGCAGGGGAGGGCAGCCGCAAAUUGAAGGAAGUGAUAGCUGGAUGUAUCUGCAGCAAGCCAACGGAUCGCUGGACGGUCGAUGAACUUUCCGCCCAAUUCCAGGCGACGCGUGAAUAUCGCGACGCUGUGGGAUCCCGCUGA
This is a messenger RNA of Penicillium alfredii, 1086 nucleotides long. Its product is annotated as serine/threonine protein kinase. Gene Ontology annotation, cellular component: nucleus. The coding region runs from base 1 to 1086 and encodes 361 amino acids. The record is from RefSeq and is a predicted model, not a curated record. Gene Ontology annotation, molecular function: ATP binding; protein serine/threonine kinase activity. Gene Ontology annotation, biological process: protein phosphorylation; mitotic DNA damage checkpoint signaling. The transcript is spliced from 2 exons. Lineage: Eukaryota; Fungi; Ascomycota; Eurotiomycetes; Eurotiales; Aspergillaceae.